AUGUGCUUCCGGUAUUAGCACAUGGAAGUGCUACGAACUGGGUGACGGUGUUGAAUCUCUGUUAGCCACGUUUAGCAAAUUACCCAAUGGGUAGAAAGCGUGCUUUAGACACCGAAAGGCCCAAAAAGGGCCCUGGGCGGAAAGCGAAGAAACAGAAACCACCAGAGUUACCAAGACAGCUGCGGAAGGAAGUCAGUGAAGCCAAGCAGAAAGCUCUGGGUAGCCGUGCUAAGAAACGGUUGAAGAAGAGACUGGCUAAGAAAGAGGAGGCACUAAAGGAAGCUGUUAAAGCCACAGAAUUAAAGAAGAAGAGAGAACAGCUGCAGGGAAGCGAUGGGGAGAGUGAAGGUAGCGCUGACAGUGAGGAGGUGCAGGCAUUCACAGACGAGAACAGCAAGUGGCUGAAGCCAGUCAAAAAGAAAAAGUUGCCUGUGGAUAGUGAGGAAGAUGAAGAUGAAGAAGAGGAGGAAGAAGGGGAGGAUGAAGAAAAUGAGGAUGGAAGAGAGGAUGAGGAGCUAGAAGGGUCCGACCUGUUUGAAAUGGAGGCUGAGAAGGCAGGGAGUGAUGAAGAUGAGGAAGAGGAAAGUAGAGAGGAUGAAGAAGAAGAAGAUGACAGUGAUGCUGAAAUACCAGCAGAUGAUUUUGGUGAAGCUGAAAGUGAUGAUGAUGAUGAUGAAGAAGAAGAGGAGCUACCUGUAGAGAAAGCUGCAAAGAAGCUGAAAAAAAAGCAAGAGAAAGAGAGAAAAAUGGCAGAGGAAGAGCUCCAGACCAACAUCGCCCGAACGGACGUGUUCACGCUUCCAAGUGGACAGGAAGUAGAGAAGGAAGCUGUCCAGCCCCCAGACCUGGCUCUGGUACAGCAGAGAAUGAAGGACAUUCUGCAGGUCCUUGGAGACUUCAAGGCACGGAGAGAGGAAGGAAGGACGAGGAAGGAGUAUGUGGAACAGUUGAUCCGAGAUCUUUGCCUGUAUUACAGUUACAAUACAUUCCUUAUGGAAAAAUUGCUAGACUUGUUUCCACACGAGAUAAUAGAAUUCCUGGAGGCCAAUGAAGUGCAGAGACCUGUCACCAUACGAUGUAAUACACUGAAGACACGAAGACGCGACCUGGCACAGGCACUAAUCAAUCGUGGGAUGAAUCUGGACCCUGUAGGAAAGUGGUCUAAGGUGGGCCUCGUAGUCUACGACUCUCAGGUGCCCGUAGGAGCAACCCCAGAGUAUCUUGCUGGUCACUACAUGAUCCAGGGAGCGUCCAGUUUUCUGCCUGUCAUGGCGCUGGCGCCACAAGUUAACGAGCGCGUACUGGACAUGGCUGCUGCACCAGGAGGAAAGACUACAUAUAUAGCUGCCCUAAUGAAAAACACAGGCACAUUAUUUGCCAAUGACCCCAGUGCGGAGAGGGCAAAAGCCAUCGUAGGGAACAUACACAGAAUGGGUAUCUCCAAUACCAUAGUCUGCACCCAUGACGGAAGGAAGUUCCCAGAGAUCAUCACAGGCUUUGACAGGGUUCUCCUUGACGCCCCUUGUAGUGGCACGGGAGUCAUCGCGAAGGACCCAGCUGUCAAAGCCAGCAAGGAUGAGAAGGACAUUCAGCGGUGUUCGCACAUCCAGAAGCAGCUGAUCUUGGCCGCCAUUGACUGCUGCGAUGCCAAAAGUAAGACUGGCGGCUACAUCACCUACUCUACCUGCUCCAUAUUGGUGGAAGAGAAUGAGUGGGUGAUUGACUUCGCCCUGAAGAAGAGGAACGUCAAGCUGGUCCCCACUGGUCUGGACUUUGGUAGAGAAGGAUUUACACAAUUCAAACAACAUCGGUUUCACCCCACCAUGAAAUUAACCCGUCGCUUCUACCCACACACCCAUAACUUGGAUGGGUUCUUUGUGGCCAAGCUAAAGAAGUUCUCGAACAAGAAACCUGUAUUUGAAGAUAAAAAGGAUGAUGAAGAGGAAGAGGAAAAUGAGGAGGAUGAGGAAGAGAUGGAGGUAGACCAUGAUGAUAAUGAGGAGGACGAAGAGAGUGAUCAUGGUGAAGAGGAGGAGGAGGAUGAAGACGAGGAAGAGGAUGAAGAGAGUGAUCAUGGUGAAGAGGAGGAGGAGGAUGAAAGUGAAACUGAAAAUGUACCAGUUGGAAAAAAGAAAAAGAAAGCAUCAGAAAGUGUUAAGAGUACGAAACCAACAGGUGCUUCGAGUAAAGUUGGCAAGAAUGAUAAACAGAAUGUAAAAAAGAAAAGCGAACAAGACCAAGCUCAAACUGCUGGGACCAAGAAAGUUGACAAAAAUGUAACUAAUAAGAAAUCAGUUGAGAGCGCAGCUCCUAAGAUGAAUGGACUUGGCAAAAAGAAGGACAGAAAGGAAAAGAAAGUAACUAAUAUUGAGGUUCCCGAUAGAAAAGUGAAAUCUUCACAGGCUAAAAGUAAAAAAAAUAAAGCUGAUAAAGUCGAGACAAAGGGCAAAUCACCCAAAGUUACAGCGCCAGUUGUGACAGAAACAGUUAAAAGUCCAGAUGCAAAAGGACAACAAAAGAAAAUGAAACAGUCUGCUGAAUCACCAAAGCUGGAAAUGACUCCUGUCAAAACUCCCAUAUCUCAGAAGAAGCCCACGAAAUACACUCCUGCAGGGAAAGAUUUGAGUGAUAAGAAAAACAAAAGGAAGUCUGGUGCUGGGACAGCUGGCAGCGUCAAGAAGUCCAAAAAGGCAGAUUAAUGUAUAGGUGGCAGCAGUGUCAUGGAAACCUUUUAGAUAGAUGGCAGCACUAAAAAAAAUUGGCCACAUUUUUUGUGAACUAUUGCUGUUUUAUUCAGCCAAAUGUCAGUCAGAAAGAUUAUUUAAAGAAAAUAAAUGCAAUAUUUGAUACCAAUUAAGAUUUUUGCCACAUACAUAUUUUGCACAGAAGUUGUGUGAAUUGAGUACCAGCUUUGGUGUCUUGUUUACUGAUUAUAUAUGGGUCUAAGAAGCUAAGAUGUGGCGUGAUACAAAUUAAGUAGCAUGCUGACACAUUUAACAGGCAUUAUAUAUGACCUACAAAGAGGGUCUUGUAUGCGGACGACAGUCUCAUUAAUAAAAGAUGUGUCUGUA
Lingula anatina is the source of this 3071-nucleotide messenger RNA. RefSeq lists its product as uncharacterized. Gene Ontology annotation, molecular function: rRNA (cytosine-C5-)-methyltransferase activity; RNA binding. Lineage: Eukaryota; Metazoa; Brachiopoda; Lingulata; Lingulida; Lingulidae. Gene Ontology annotation, cellular component: nucleolus. The record is from RefSeq and is a predicted model, not a curated record. Gene Ontology annotation, biological process: rRNA base methylation; maturation of LSU-rRNA.